UAAGUUUUUUAAAUGAAAAUAUAGUUUCUUUAAAUAUUCAAAAUGUCAAGUACGACCGAAAAUAUUGUGCAUGUGUCAGUGACGACCGUAAAAAAUAUUACCUUUGGAACCACCGAUUAUGUCGUUUUUGUGUUAUUGUUGUGCGUUUCUGCUGGUAUUGGCGUAUAUUUCGGUUUCUUUUCGAAAGCUAAAAACACCACCGAUGAAUAUCUGAUGGGUGGAAAAAGAAUGAAAACUGUACCAAUCGCUAUAUCCUUAGUAGCAAGUCAGUUAUCCGGUAUAUCUAUUAUGUCAAUACCUGCGGAAACAUACUCAUAUGGUAUCCACUAUUUUAUUGCGGUAUUAUCAAUGAUUAUUGUUGUUCCAAUAUUGUGCUAUAUUAUCAUUCCGGUGUUUUAUGAAAAUAAUAUAUCCAACUGUUAUGAGUAUCUUGAAAUGCGAUUCAACAAGCACGUGCGUCAAUUGAUAACAAUAUCGUUUAUUUUUCAUUCUGCACUGAUGCUUCCAGUCUACAUGUUUGUUCCAUCAUUGGCUUUCUCCCAAGUUACGGGCAUCAACAUUCACGUUAUAAAUACUAUAAUCUCUUCGAUUUGUGUUUUCUACACAAUGUUGGGCGGCAUUAAAGCUGUCGUGUGGACUGACGUUGUACAAGCUUUAGUAAUGGUAUUCUCAGUAAGUUUAGUUGGUAUUUUGGGCACACUUAAAAUAGGUGGUCUCGGUAAUGUGAUGCAAAAUGCACUUGAGGGUGGACGCCUUAAUUUUGAUUUCACCUGGGAUCCACGUAUUGAGGGAAAGAUAAUGACAAUGUUAGAAAAGCAAGAUGAAAGAGUUUAA
Messenger RNA from Teleopsis dalmanni, 834 nucleotides. RefSeq names its product sodium-coupled monocarboxylate transporter 1-like. Gene Ontology annotation, molecular function: symporter activity. Gene Ontology annotation, biological process: transmembrane transport; sodium ion transport. The record is from RefSeq and is a predicted model, not a curated record. Bases 43 to 834 code for a protein of 263 amino acids. Lineage: Eukaryota; Metazoa; Arthropoda; Insecta; Diptera; Diopsidae. Gene Ontology annotation, cellular component: membrane. The transcript has 8 exons.